AGCCUUGCUCGAGCGAUCGAUCGCAAGUCUCCGAUGCCGCGGGAUAGGCUUUCCAACUCUGCCGUGGCGCGUGCCAAACCAGAAAUAUCACAACUUUUCGCCCCAAACAAGAAAACAAAGUAGAGGAUAGCAGAGCACAACAGCAUGAGCAAGCUCGACUACUGCUUCAGCAAUGACUACAUGGUGCUGCGCCCGGACAGGGCCGGCCCGCUGGACCUCCUGCACCUCCUCGUCUCCCCCAAGGUCGGCCGGAACAGGGCCGUCGACUGCUUCACCAGCACCGAGAUCCGCAGCUUCCCCCGUCGCCUGCACAUAUUCCUCAGCCUCCUCCUGCAGAUCCUCCUCGCCUCGCUCGCCGGCCCCGUCGCCGCCAUCGGCGCCGCCCUCGAGUUCGCUCUCAACCUCAUCGACAACGUCCUCCACGGGAGGAUGGAGUAUCCGGACAGAUCGUCUGCGACGUACCGGUCGCUGACGGGGUUCAUCGACCAGCGCGUCGAUCUGCACAGCGGCAUCGCGCCGGGGGACAGCCGGUACCACGCCGCGUUCUGCGUCAUGGCGUCCAAGCUUGCGUACGAGAACGAGGCCUUCAUCCGCGACGUCGUCACCCGCCGCUGGCGCAUGGACUUCGUCAAGUUCUACGACUGCUGGAACGAGUUUGAGGGCGCGUACACGGCGCAGGCGUUCGUGUUCUGCGACAGGGCGGCGCCGGACGCGGAGCUGGUGGUGGUGGCGUUCAGGGGCACGCCGGCGUUCGACGUGUCCCGGUGGCGCGCCGACCUGGACCCGUCGUGGUACAAGGUGCCGCGCCUGGGCCGCGUCCGCGCGCCCUACGCGCACGCGCUCGGCGCGCAGCGCAACAUGGGCUGGCCGAAAUGGAUCGAACACAUCAAGGGCAAGCCCCAAAAGGUUUACGCGUACUACGCGCUCCGGGACGCGGUGAAGGAGCUGCUGGAGGCGAACCCGAAGGCGAAGCUGCUGGUGACGGGGCACGGGUCGGGCGGCGCGCUGGCGGUGCUGUUCCCGGCGGUGAUGGCGUACCACAAGGAGAAGGCGGACCGGCUGGCCGGGGUGUACACGUUCGGGCAGCCGCGGGUCGGGGACGCCAUGCUGGCCAUGUUCGUGGAGCGGAACGUCGACAGGCCCAAGAAGCGGCACUUCCGGUUCACCUACGCCGGGGACCCUCUGCCGAGGCUGCCCGCAAGCGCGAGCUCCCCCGCCGCCCAUUUCCUGCACUUUGGACUCUGCCUCCACUUCGACGUCUCCUACAACCUCAAGGUGUUCACGGAGAUCCCGGGAGACACGCGGAGCAGCCCUUGGACGGCGGAGGGGUUCGUGGCGAGCCGCGUCGAGUCGGCGCGGGAGCUCGCCCGGAGCGUGUACUGCAGGGAAGGGUGGCUGCUGCUGCUGAUGCGGGUGCUGGCGCUGGCGCUGCCCGGGCUGCCGUUCCACCGGGUGCACGACUACGUCAGCGCCGUCGCUCUCGCCAAGCACAUUCCCAAGGAUGAAGAACAGUAGUAACGCGAAGCGUGAGAGGAUCAGAGCCCCCUCCUCGCUUGCUUUCUCUAAUUAAUCGACGUACUAGUUCUGUAAUCUACCUUCUCGGCUGCUACUGAACUGUGUGAAAAUAAAUAAAUAAAUAAAUAAAUAAAUACCAGUACUAGUGUACUAGCGUGCA
Messenger RNA from Brachypodium distachyon (stiff brome), 1675 nucleotides. RefSeq lists its product as uncharacterized. The transcript has 6 exons. The record is from RefSeq and is a predicted model, not a curated record. Gene Ontology annotation, biological process: lipid metabolic process. NCBI's taxonomy places the organism in Eukaryota, Viridiplantae, Streptophyta, Magnoliopsida, Poales, Poaceae. The coding region runs from base 145 to 1515 and encodes 456 amino acids. Gene Ontology annotation, molecular function: triacylglycerol lipase activity.